Scutellospora calospora is the source of this 819-nucleotide messenger RNA. NCBI's taxonomy places the organism in Eukaryota, Fungi, Glomeromycota, Glomeromycetes, Diversisporales, Gigasporaceae. The record is from the annotation of a GenBank genome assembly.
AAAAAAAGGACUAUUAAACAACUAUAUGAUAAGUAUGGAGAAGUAAGUGCUAGGCUAGGACAAAAAGUGGAACGACAACUUCCUAGAAAUUUUGAAGCCUUUGCAGAAUAUAUUAAUGUUUGUCCGACUGACACUAAGCAUGGAGGUCAUAUAAUUGUUCUCUCGUGUUGCCCCUUGCCCAAUUUGAAUAUCAACCAUUAUUGUAAUAUUGAUUUCUCAAAGUUAAAUGUUGGAAGUCUCCGUAGUAGUAGAGAACAUGCAGUCAUUAAAUCACCAGAAAAAAAAUUUAGAGAUGUGAAAGGAAGAAAAGUCUUUCUCAAAGAAAUCCAAUUAGUUAGUCCCAGCGUAGUUCGAACUAUCCAAGAAGGAGGCGAAAUUAGCGAAGAUUUGAAAAAAGCAAAAUACAUUUUCUUUCCCAUAAAUAAUUCAGAAAAUCAUGGGACGGCUGACACUGGAAGCCACUGGACUUUGUUCGUUUUUGCAGGCGGAAAAAUAGUGGCUUUUGCGGCCCGCAAAGUUGGUGAAAUACCAACCGGAGAGGGAAAAUACAAAUACUUACCCAGUUAUCAAUAUUAUCAAAAAUCCUCCUUGUUAUAUAAUUAUCCAGUAGCGAAAAAAAGUCGAUCCGAGGAAUGUUAUUUAGUCGAAGGAUUUUUUGAUGUCAUUAGUUUAGCCAAAUUAGGGGUGGAAAAUUGUCUGGCUCUACUGGGAACCAACUUAUCGGAAGAGCAAACCAAACUUUUAGCCGAACUAAAGAAGCGAAUUAUUCUUUUUUUAGAUAGUGAUAAGGCUGGGCAGGAAGCCACUAUUAAUACGGCC